Molecule: messenger RNA, 2484 nt
Organism: Cladocopium goreaui
Lineage: Eukaryota; Dinophyceae; Suessiales; Symbiodiniaceae
Source: the annotation of a GenBank genome assembly
UUGACAUCCCAUUGUGUUGGUUUGUGAACUUGGAUACCUAUUUUGGCGGAUGAAACUAUGGUCGCUGAGGACCUGGAGCCUCCUAUGCUUGGCCACUUUCUCCGGGGGCAUCCGGACGCAGUCCACGGCGGAGCUCUUGAGGCAGGUGUUCUUCAGCAAUGAAGAAGAGGAGACAGCUUUUAGCAGUGCCACUCCAAGCAGUCCGGCCUGGACCAGGGUACCGCCCAGGGGCUGCCAGGCCAACUCUUCGAAGACUUCACAGUUAGAAGGGCAGCCAUUCAUGGCUCCACCCACAGGCACCGUCCUCCACGGCUGCAGCGGCAAGUCGUUGGAUGUGGUCUUGCCCUGCGAGGUGGCUUCAAAAGAGGCGAAUGGUGUCCCGGUGCAGCCAGCGAUUCCGUGGCUCUUGCGUGAGAUGUUAGGCUUCUUCGACUUGAACGUGGCCUGUCUGGAAGAUUUACACCGCAUCAUCACAUCGCCGAGCCGUGCACAACAGCAGCUCAUCGCCAAAUACGUCCACCCGGGGAGCGUCUUUAUCCUGACCAGUAGCAAAUACUCCAUGGGUUUGGAUGUGGCUGCACAAACACAGCUGCGCCGGCUUAGCCUCAUUCACCUGGGGGAUCUGUCGCCCACGUGGGCACAUGCCUACCGGCGCUGGGGUUUUGUUUUUCGAACCUUCUGGACGGAUGAUUUGCACCACAGCUAUGAGAAGCUAGUGAAGGAGGGCCGCUUGACGUACCUCCCCCUGGGCCCCACGCCUCAACUGAUGUGGCACGGCGUUUCGCAGCUGCAGAACGCAUCACAGAGACCUGUGAAGAUCUACUUCGGCGGUUCGAGCCAGCAACGCCAGUCCCGCUUGCUGCAAGCUCAGAAGCUGCUGGGUAAGGACCUGGUACUGGAAAGCACGGGUGCCUCGAAGAUUCGAUCUGGCUAUGACCAGCACUACCUUCAUCAGCUCUUUAGCAGUGCCAUGUGUCUUCAAGUGCCGGGUCAAUCCAUAGAGAGUUUCCGGCUCUACGAGUCAUUGGAGGCCGGCUGCAUUCCCGUGGUGGUGCGCAGCUGGAGUCAGGGCGGUGAUCCCUUGGUGAAGCUGCAGGUGGGCGGUGAAGCCUUGCCAUUCCUCUAUGUCCAAGCACCUGAGGACUUGCCACAGGUCUUGCAGCUGACCGGCCUGCAGCUGGAUAUGCUACAAGCACAGUGCCAGGCUUGGUGGAUGCGCGCCCGGCAGACCUUCCGCGCCCGCGCGGUCAACGCCUUGCAACCAGCCAGGCCGAGUCCGAGCACGAGGGGACUCGAGCUGAAGUGGUGGAGCGGCUGCGUGGUGCUGUACCUAGCAUUCUGCGCGGCGGCCAUCGUCUUCUUUGGGACGCAAGCAAAGGAGGCAUCGAGCCGAGCCACUGUAGAGAUGUCUGUGGAGGCUGUGAGGCUUGUGCUGGUGAUGAUGAUCAUCACGGACCAUUUCUGGCUCGGAAGUUUGCAGCUCCAGCGGGAGGAGUGGUCCAUCUGGAAGUUGCUGGUCAUCAGUGGCUUCUUGACCGCCCGAUCUGAAGUGCGUCCGUGGCAGAGGUACCUCCACCAUCGCUUCGUUGGUGCCAACAGCCGCCGGCUGCGCUGGUACCUGCUGGCCAUGGCCACAGCCACGGUGGCCACGGGGCGCCCCGACGUCUUGUGCUAUGCUGGGCUGCAUACCUGGCAGGUGCCAUGGCAUCCCCUCUGCAGCCCUGAGAAACAGCUCCACUGCCCGGCGUAUCGUUGGAAUGCGCCGCUGUGGCCACUGCCGGGGCUCUUUCUGUGCUGGUUCCUGUAUCCUUUGAUCUCCAUGGCACUGGAGCGUCUGCAGCGUUUGGAGCGGGCGCGGGCAAUGCCCAUGAUAGCCUCGUUGGUGUUUCUGCUGAGUAGUGCCGGGUGCUAUUGCCUUUCGAUGGCCUUUUUGGAGCUGCCUUUCCAAAGUUUCCCGCCCUUGAUGCUGGCGCCCUUUUGCUUUGGCAUUUUUGCUCAUGAAUGGCUCUGCACCCUGAAGCUGAACGACGCGGUGACUGAGCAACGGCGCUAUCGGCUGCAAAUGGCUUUGCCGCUGUCGCUGCUGCUGCAACAACUCAUUCCAGGCGUCCCUGGUGGUUGGAACCUGCCUUUGCUGCUGCCGCUCUUUCUACCCCGGCGCUGCAAAAAGGCGGCACUUGCGCCUGCUGCCGAAGCCGAACGCUGGGACUCCUUGAGGAGCUGGGUGGUGAAAUUGGGGCGCUGCAGCCCCACUUGCUACAUGUUCCAGCUCCCGGUGGCGCAGCUGCUCUUGUACAUCUUCGAGUUCCUGGAUUGCGCGGGCAUUGCUCAUCCCUCGCAGGUGCGCCAUGGAAAGGUGAGUGCCCCAUAUCCUCAGAUGAAGAACUACAGUUUUCUCAUCUAUUUGAUGAUCUUGUGGUCCGUGGGCCUCCUCUCAUCACAUUGGCCUGCGCUUCCGAGUGAAGAUCAAGCGCGGUGACGGGC